UUCAAGUCUCAAGUUUGGUAGUACCAUGUAGUACUGAUUUUUGACACUUGGUUAUUAUUUCAUUCGAUUCACUCACUUCACUGUCAUUGUCAUUUCAUUUCGUUGUGAUUAUUCUUUGUCAAAGGCCUACCAGCCUACCAAGUACCAAUCAUACUGUUGUUUUAACUAUUUAUUUGAUUGACUUCUAUUGCCAACUUGUAAUGUUACUUUUUAAAUUUCUUUUGAAAAUGUCUAGGCCUACGUGUUUUUAAAUAUUAUUUUCAGGUAGGUACUACAAUCCCCAUUAUCUGGAUUAGAAAUCUUGGUUUUUAGCAAUUCAGUUGGACUAUUCAUAGAGCAUCUGUUGACCUCCAUCUUGCAGUAUAAUGGCAGAAGUAAACGUUAAGAAAUUUGAGUCAGUUGGUUUCAAUCCAGAUAAAUAUGUGAAGGAAAUAUCUCAAGUCUGUGUGGGGGGACAAGAACUUCAACAAUUUCGAUCAAAGAUCCAAACACUAGCCGAGGACAGCAGUGCGGCUUUAAAGAAGAAUGUGUACCACAAUUAUAUGCAGUUUAUCGAAACUGCAAAAGAGAUUGCACACCUGGAAAGUGAGAUGUACCAGCUGUCACAUAUGUUGACUGAGCAGCGGACUUUGUUGUCAACCCUGGCCAGCUCCUCUGUCGCACCGGCCGCUCCGUUGGAGAGCCCACAGCAGGAAGUGAAAACAGAAGACCGGAGAGUCAACCUGCUAACAGCGAUUGCGGAGAAAGUCGAAGGAUGUGCUAGCCUGUUAGACUACAAGGACCGUGGACUGUGUCAUGAAGGAGAUCUGUUAGAGUUAGAUCCUGUGGAGAGUGUUCCAUUGCAUAGAGUACAUGCCUACCUUCUCACCGACAUACUGCUCAUCGCCACCUGGAUAUCUAACAGGCGAGGCCCAGCAAAAUACAAGUUCCAGGCGCAGUACGAGCUGGAUAGCCUGGCGGUGGUGAAUGUGCGAGACCUCGGCAACGUGAGGUACGCCUUCAAACUGCUGGCCUUCCCCGACUCCAGGGUUUUCCAAUGCUCCAGCCUCAAUGCCAAGAAAGAAUGGUUGGAUCAGUUCGAGAAGGCCAAGAAAGCAAAAGCAAACCAAGAACAUCCAAAACGAGAAGCAGUUUCAAUAUCUGACCAACACUCCUUGGUUCAUGUUGAUUCAGUAGACUCAGCUUCCAACCCUUUUGGUGAUCCUGAUGAAGACAAUUCAGAUGAGCAUGAAUGGUUGAGCGAAGUUUCUGAAGACCUAGAUGUGCUGAUAGCCCAAAGACACUUUGAGGAAGCUCACGCUUUGAUCGAGAAAACUAAAGAGUGCCUUGAGAAAGCUCCCAAUGUGCCUACUAAUUUAGAAAUAAGACGAAAGUUAGACCAACGAAUCACUAGUCUCAUCAACGCUUUGACAGCUGAGUUGACUGUGACAUCAGAAAAGAGUUUCCAGGGUGGUUUACGAGCGGCUAGGAGGUCUGUGCGCCUACUCAACCUACUUGGAAGAUCAACACAAGCUUGUGAUUUGUUUCUGCAACUCUGUACAAGCAUCCUGAAAGCUCAGCUGAAAAGGGUAAAGAGGGAAGGAGCCACAAUCACUUAUGUCAAGAGACUUGGGGGAAUAUUCUUCACAAAUCUGACGGACAUGACAAAGGAGUUUUAUGGUCGUGCUUUCCCUAAUUCACCAUCCCUAGCAUCAGUGUUUGUUGUUUGGGCUAGCCAAGAAUUGUCCCAUUUCACUUCACACUUCAUCAAGCAAGUGUUCAUGCCACAAGCUUCACUCACAUCUCUGGCGGAAUGUGUUGUGUCUGUACGAUCUCAAUGUCAACAGCUUGGAGAGCUAGGCAUGGACCUGUGUUACCAGCUGGAUGGUCAGCUGAGUCCGCCCAUCACCAGGUGUCUGACGGAGGCGAGAGACAAGUUGACGGAGGCGGUGAAGCUGCGUUGUGUCGAGGACAACUGGCGUCCACUGAACCUCAACACACCCUCAGCCCUACACAAACUGUCCACAGAGCUGAGUGAUCAGGGACUCACUCUCACCAAGUAUGUCACAGGAGACAGCUGGGUGGAAUUGACAGCCAACACCGUGUCCUUCACCAAGCUCUACCUGUCAUUGGUCAAUGAUAGCCUACGCCUGGCUAACUGUGACAUGGCCUAUACUGUAGACAAAGUGUUGUAUGACGUUCUCAGUGCGCAACUGAAACACCUCCUCACCUCAUACAAGGCUGACAAACUGUCCCAGCAGCGACCACUGAUAGUGAAAAAUGCCUCAUUCAUAUUGGACUCAUUGGUGCCAGUUUGUGAAAAGUCGUUUGUAAAACACCUGAACACUCCUUCUCACCAACUUCCUUUGAUCGUCAAAGAGUAUUCUCCGAAGUUCAGAGAGAGUGGUACCAACAUAAUUGGUUAUGUUUGAGGCUGAAGUUGAAAUAUUCUUUUGGACAGACAGGGAGCUAAGGAGUGCUAGUCCAGUGAAAAUCAUCUAUUGAAGAAAAGAGGUGAUAAGAUUCAAUGAAGAAUUUGGUUCUAUGUAACGUUAUAAAGCUUUAAUCAAAAGUAAUGAUAUGUAAUAUAACAUAACCCACUUGUACAACACUUCAUUUAACCCUAGAUCUGGCGGUCAUUUUAUUCACCAGUGGCGGGUAUAUUUUGGCGCUUUUGUAGUGGUAUCAUAUAUUUUGCCACAGAACAUUUAUUUGUGAAUAUAAGUACACACAUAUAUAUAUAUUCUAUUUCAGGGAUGAAUUUAGAAUAUAAUGAUAUAAAAAUAUUCUUUUCAUAGCAAUGCGUUUAGGCGUAGUAGCAAAAGGUUUGCAAAUUUUUGGAUUAUGCAAAUUAGAAAUUUCAAAAGCAACCCACAAGAAAACCACAAAAUAAUUUUUUACACAUUUUAUUUAACUGUAAAGUUUGUGUGAAAUAUGAUUCCCUACGUAGAAAUAUCAAUGUUUUUUAAAUACUCAUAAAAAUAAAAUUAUAAAAAAAUAAAUUCUUCAUACAUAUUUUCUUUUUUGAAAAACUACAAAAUUUCUUUUUGUCACGUAGGAAAUAAUAGAAUGCAUCAACAAAAAAUAAAAUGAUACUGUACAAUAGGUAAUAAAAAGAUCUUUCUGAAAAUAUAUAGUUAUAUUUAGUUGAAUUCUAAAAUGUCGGAGAAAUUUACGUCGGAAUGUAAAAUUUUGAAGAUUUUUUUACAAAAACAUAAUAGGUAUUUAUGACAUAAAAAAAAAAAAAAAUUUUACAAUCAACCAUAUAGAUUCACAUGGAAUUGUAUGGAAUUUAUUGUAGUUUCAGAAUAUGUACUAAUAUUGUAUACAAUUUAAUUGACAAUCACCAAAAACAGCUGUUUUUGUAGUCAGGUGACCAAAACUUUCCACCGCCAAAAUCUAUUUUGAACUCUCUAGUUUUUCAAACUACCGUUUCUCGCUACAUAAUACUCACUCAAUAAUGUUUUAUGCAUGAAAAUGAAUCCUCAGAAUCUCAUCUUUCUAAUGGUAUAAGAUUUAUUGCGUUUUAAAACUGUUUUCAUAUUUUAAUAAUAGAAAAACCCAACCCAUGUCAUCUUGGUCUAUAAUAGACCAGCGCCACUGAGAACUCACGUUUUAGUGGUCGAAAAUCGACCAGCGCCAGAUA
Messenger RNA from Macrosteles quadrilineatus (aster leafhopper), 3625 nucleotides. It is a transcript of the gene Exo84, whose product is annotated as exocyst complex component 8. Gene Ontology annotation, cellular component: exocyst. Bases 366 to 2411 code for a protein of 681 amino acids. The transcript is spliced from 15 exons. Gene Ontology annotation, biological process: intracellular protein localization; exocytosis; Golgi to plasma membrane transport. NCBI's taxonomy places the organism in Eukaryota, Metazoa, Arthropoda, Insecta, Hemiptera, Cicadellidae. The record is from RefSeq and is a predicted model, not a curated record.